ACCUGCCGUGCUGUCAGCUGAUUGGCUGGAGGCUUCACCUGUCCAUCAAUAUACUCUAUGACUCCCACCAUGACCUGCUGAUAUCACCUCCCUCCUCUUCCUCCUCUUCCUCCCCCUCCUCCCCUCUCUAUCCAACAAAAUGGCCCCGACCGAUUGGUUGUCACCAUGGCGACCGCCGCUGGCGCUGCUGCUCCUGCUGGCUUCCUGUUUCCUGUCCGAGUCCGCCUCGACCUCGCCGUUCCCCAAAGACCUCGAACCAAUCAGCACCGUCAGCUGGGAGCACUCGUAUCAGUUUCCAGGGUUUCAGGGUCUGCUGCAGGACAACGACACACUGAGACUCGGUCUGGACUUUCAGAGAAUGUUACGCAUCAACCACAUGCUGUACAUCGCAGCCAGGGAUCACGUGUUCGCUGUCAACCUGACGACGGCCUCCGAGCGGUUCGUCCCUCAGCUGAAGCUGACGUGGAAAUCCAAAGACGUCAGCAAGUGUACGGUCCGAGGGAAGAACAGCGACGAAUGUUACAACUACGUCAAAGUUCUGGUUCCCCGAAACGACGAGACGUUGUUCACCUGCGGCACCAACGCCUUCAACCCCACCUGCAGGAACUACAAGAUGACGAGUCUGGAGCCGGUUGGAGAGGAAGUAGUCGGUCAGGCUCGAUGUCCCUUCGAGUCCGUCCAGUCCAACGUUGGACUGUUUGCUGGAGGAGACUUCUACUCGGCCACGAUGACGGACUUCCUGGCCAGCGACGCGGUGAUCUACCGGAGCCUCGGAGACGGCCGGCCCGUCCUCAGAACCGUGAAGUACGACUCCAAGUGGCUCCGCGAGCCGCACUUCCUGCACGCCAUCGACUACGGAAACUACGUUUACUUCUUCCUGCGUGAGAUCGCUGUGGAGAACACGGCUCUGGGGAAGGUGGUGUUUUCUCGGGUCGCUCGCGUCUGUAAGAACGAUAACGGCGGAUCUCCCAGAGUCCUCGAGAGAUACUGGACUUCAUUCCUAAAGGCUCGUCUGAAUUGUUCGGUUCCUGGAGAUUCGUUCUUCUACUUCGACGUUCUUCAGUCUCUCACCAACGUUCUGCAGAUCAACCAGAGACCAGCCGUGGUGGGAGUCUUCACCACUCAGUCCAACAGCAUCCCAGGCUCAGCAGUGUGUUCCUUCUACAUGGACGACAUCGAGAAAGUCUUUAACGGGAAGUUUAAGGAGCAGCGGACCAGCGACUCGUCCUGGACUCCUGUCCCUGACGAGCAUGUCCCCCGUCCUCGACCGGGGACGUGUGCCGGAGACGGUCCGGCUGCAGAUUACAAGUCAUCGGUUCAGUUUCCUGAUGAGACGCUGACGUUCAUUAAGUCUUACCCACUGAUGGACGAAGCUGUCCCCUCCGUCAACCACCGGCCCUGCUUCACCAGGACAGCCAGCAGGUCCAAGCUGACCCAGAUCGUGGUGGACGUCUCAGCCGGACCCUCCAAAGACCGGACCGUCAUGUUCCUGGGCUCCGAGGACGGCAGAGUCCUGAAGGUUCUGGCCAGCACGGAUCCAGAUCACAGCUUUGGAUCCAGACUGCUGGAAGACAUCGACGUCUACAACCCGACCAAGUGUAACGUUCAGGGACAGGAGGACAGGAGAGUUCUGGGUCUGGAGCUGGAUAAAGACCAUCAUGCUCUGUUUGUGGCCUUCAGCAGCUGCGUGAUCCGAGUCCAGCUGAGCCGCUGCAGCCGACACGGAGCCUGCAGACAAGCUUGUCUGGCCUCUCGUGACCCAUACUGCAUCUGGCUGCGGACAGGAAGUUGUGCCAACAUGGCGCCUGGUUUCAAGGCGGGGUUUGAACAGGACAUCGAGGGCAACCAUUCGCUUCACCCGGACGGCUGCCACGCUGAUGUGAUGGCGACCACGAGGAACCACGAGGCUGCAGCCGACUCCGCCUACGGCGUUCGUCGUGUGCCGGAGCUGGAUCAGCGCUCCGCGGCUAACGUUCACUACACGCUGCUGCUGGCCUGCGUGCUGGUGGCCUUCCUCCUGGGAGCCUUCCUGUCCGGCUUCCUGGUGUCGUGUUACUGCAGCCGCAGCGCCGCCCAGCGAGCUACGAGGCUCAGCAAAGACCCGGAAGCCUCGCUGCCUCACGCCUUGUCCCUCAGAUCCCUCGCCAAGCUCAACGGACUGCUGGACGGACAGCAGAAGGAGGACAAACUGGACGUCUCCACUCCUCAGAUGUACAGUUCCUUCAUCCCAAACGGCCUGGCGGAGCUCCAAAGCCCUGGACCCCAGGGCCCGGUGCUGGGGGACCGAGACCUCAGCCUGUCCCAGUCUCUGUCCCAGGCGGACGGCGAGCUGUCCGGUCUGCCGACGCCGGACUCCACACCGGAGCUCCCCAUCAAGAACAUGAAGGCUCUGCAGCAGCAUCAGUACGAGAAGAACCAGAACUGCAACAACGGCAAAGACAACCACCCGAAACCUGCUCCCAGCUGCUCCGGGUCCGGUCUGGGCUUCGUGGCCGUCGUCGGCAACUCCGUGACCCAGCAGCUGUUCCCCUUCUCUCAUCACCAUGGCAACAGUCUGAGCAACGGACUGGCCCACGGAGCGGGCGCGUCUUCAUCCUCCCUGCACCUCCUGGAGGAGAGGAAGAUCUCCGGUGAUGAGCGGUCAUCAGGAGGAGGAGGAGUUCCCCACCACCAGUCCCAGCAGUCUCUGCCUCAGUCGGUGGUUGACGUGUCGGCGCUGGACGAGCUGCUCAAACACAUCCACGAGGUCAGCGCGUCGGGAACCGGAGGCAUCAAGGUCCUGACCUCCUCCUCCUCCUCCUCCGUGUUCCCCGGGCCGUCCUCGUCCUCUGGAGGACAUCACCACGGUCACCAUCACACACAUCAUCACAGUCACCAUGGGCAGACCCGCACCCACCACUACAACCACAGCCAUCACCAUAGCAACCACCACAGCAGCAGCGGCGGCGGUGGUCACCAUCACCAGCAGCAGAUCCCUGAGACAGAAUCGUCUCCGUACUACAGCACCUCCACGCUGCCGCGGGACGGCCUCCCCAAACGCCUCGACGCACCUGCUCAAACCUCUAGCUCCUCCUCCGCCUCCUCCUCUUCGUCCUCCUCCAACAACCCCACCUCCUCUACCUCCAUCCCCUCCUCCUCCUCCUCCUCUUCCUCCACUCCACUCCAGCAGCAGGUGAUUCCAGAGCGGCCCGGUCAGAGCGCCGCCUCCGUCACCCGCCACCAUUCGCAGCGCCAAUCCCUCAUCAAGAUGGGCAGCGGAGGCGGCGCAGUGCCGCGUCACCACAGCUUCAACCAGCGGGGGGCGCCACACGCACACUUCCUCGCCAGGAUGAACACCAACAGCAGCAGCAACGGGCCGCCGGCCGCCAGCAGCAGCGAGAGCCGGCGGCCGCUGACCGGCAGCAGCUGCCUGACGCGGCAGCACAGUUACAGCGAAGGACCGCACGUUCAACGCGCCGCCAUCGUCCGGCGGACGGCGUCGCUCAAACCUCAAGUUCCGCCAAAGCCGCUGUUCCUUCCGAACUCAGCCACGUCACCGGUAGCAGAGCAGGGAAAGUACAAAUACUGAGGAUUGAAAGCUGCCGGAG
This is a messenger RNA of Scomber japonicus (chub mackerel), 3587 nucleotides long. Its product is annotated as semaphorin-6D-like. Gene Ontology annotation, molecular function: semaphorin receptor binding; chemorepellent activity. The transcript is spliced from 21 exons. NCBI's taxonomy places the organism in Eukaryota, Metazoa, Chordata, Actinopteri, Scombriformes, Scombridae. Bases 140 to 3568 code for a protein of 1142 amino acids. The record is from RefSeq and is a predicted model, not a curated record. Gene Ontology annotation, biological process: positive regulation of cell migration; axon guidance; semaphorin-plexin signaling pathway.